Molecule: messenger RNA, 1647 nt
Organism: Zingiber officinale
Lineage: Eukaryota; Viridiplantae; Streptophyta; Magnoliopsida; Zingiberales; Zingiberaceae
Product: IRK-interacting protein-like
Exons: 2
Coding region: 43-1551 (502 amino acids)
Source: RefSeq, a predicted model, not a curated record
GAACGAGGGGGAGAGAGGCAAUAAUUAAGCAGCCAUUAAUGCAUGAAAGUGAAGUCUCUCCGCGCAGCAUUAAUAACCAGAGCAGUGAAGCAAAGUCACGCAAUAUUACAGAUAAAAAAGAAAAAGGAAAAACAGAAAGGCAAACCAUCAGCCAUGGCUUCUCCUUCCUCCUCUUCUCUCCGUCUCCCUCCUCGCUCCUCCUUCACUCCUAUACCGGAACACGACAAGGAGGAAGACGACGAGAAGGAAGAGCAGCAGGUGCGCGCCACGUCCAAGGAUCCACCACGGGCCGAGUCUCGCAUCCCCACCCCGCUCCACGGCGGCGCCGCCCGGAGGCCACCGCGCCCCAAAACAGGGCACUUGAGCGACGAGGCCGUCGCCGUCUCCUGCAACAACUGUCGCCCAACCUCACGCGACAAACUCAUCGUCCCCAUCGACCCCUCCGCUUCCACCACGUCCUCCGCCAGCCCAGGUGGCAUCCUGCGCUCCCUUUUCUUCUCCCUCACCCGCCGAAGCCCCGCAAGCGCCGCCUCCUCCGCCUCCGCUGCCGCCGACGUCCGCGAUGACCGGUGGCGGCUCGUGGCGGCGGAGCUGUCGCGGAAGAUCCUCCACGUCACGCGCAAGCGCGACGAGGCGCUCCUCGAGGCCUCCCGCCUCAAGUACGCGCUCGCCGAACUCGAGCGCAAGGUCGACCUACUUGAGUCAAACAUCCGGUCCAUCUCCCACCCGUCGGUUCGGCCCGUCGCCUUCUCGUCUCGAGCUUUCUGCCUCGCAGUGGAAGAAGCACGGACCGCGGUCCGCCACUUCGCCCGCUUGCUGAUCGCUCAAAUCCGGCUCGUCCGUCGGUCCGUCGACCGAGUCGCCGGACUAAUCCAGCCGCUCGAUCCCCGGGCCUCGGUCGAAUGGCGGAGGAACCCGGCUUGUUUGCUCGUCUACAUGGAGGCUCUCUUGAACCGGCUUUUCUACUCCCGGUUGGAGGAAGGAGACGAGGAAGAAUCCGGCCUUAUCGAUCCGGCAGCUCGGUGCGAGUCGAACCGAGCCGGGUACGAGGCGGUUCGGGGACUCAGCUGGGAGGACGUGCUGAGCAAAGGGACACGGCACCACAGCGAGGGGCUGAGCCGCUUCUGCGACCUGAAAAUGAGUGAGGUGGUGGCGAUGGUGGGCUGGACGACUCAGGCGCGGGCGGCUUGGCCGGAGGGGCUACUGCAGGCCUUCUUCGGGGCUGCCAAGGGGGCGUGGGUUGUUCGACUCAUGGCGCGGUCAGUGCACCCAGCGGUUCCGGCACUGAGGGCGGAACGAGGGGCGAGAUUCGACGGGCGGUUCAUGGACGACGUGGCGGAGGGUAGGGUGCGGCGGCUGACUCCGGCGAGCGUGAGGGAGAUGGUGGCGCCGGGGUUUGAUUUGUAUAUGGAGAAAGAUGGAGUUGUCAAGUGCAGAGUAGUGUGCGAGUACUGUAGCAACAGUGACGGCGAGCGGAGGAACGUGGAUGAGAAGCAGGGGAGCAGAAGCGGCAGGAGUGAAACUGUAGACAGCUUUAACUAUGUACGGUAGCAGACGAUAAUCACGUGACACGAGAUGAAUAAUUAAAUUUGGCUUGUAACUAGUAAUUAUAGGUCUCUAUAUCAAAUUUCACAAGAGUUUUAAUUC